AUGACCUCUACUCUAGGCGAGCUGCCCUCCGCAGCCGCCUCGUCCGCCUCCCCGCUCCCCAACCUCAAUGCCUCCUACGAUGCCGAUCUGGACGCCUUCCUCAACCUCGACCAGCUGGCCUACUCGUCAUCCGAUUCCAUGAAGUCCAAACCCUCCCUCGUCUCGCAACCAUCGAUGACCGGCUCCGACACCAGCUCCAGCGAUGCUAGCAGUGCCGCGUUCGCUGCCAGCACCCAGUCGCAACAGAUGCCCUUCCCGGGCCCCAGCCAUCAAUACGAAGAUCACCAGCAACAAACCGGUCUCCCACCAGGUGGCCUCGCGCAUGCCAUGGCAUUCAACCAGACGACAGGCAUGGGUUUUGGUGCUGGACACCAGGGCUACACCAUGAACGGAGAUGUGUUUGCCAGCCCCAGCAAUCUGAAGCAAGAGGACACGUCCGUCGACUUCGGAACGGCCCCCUCGCGCAACCCGUCAGAGAUGGAUGUCGAGGCGGACAACUUCAACGCGCUACCCUACUAUUUCCAAACCAGCAACGGUGGCAGUAACACCCAAUUCAUCGAUCCAAAUGCGCUGGGUGGCCAUGAAAUGUCUCCGGUUGGACAACCCACCACCCAGGUUGGCCGCAUGUAUCCAGGCAUGCACCAGCAGCAAGCCGCCAUGGCGAGGGCUGCUCAACAGCAAAGGCAACAAGAAAUGCUUCGUCAACAACAGCAACGUCAGCAGCAGCAGCAGCAGCAACAGCGACGUGUGGAGGAACAGGCCCGACAGGCAGGGCGUCAGAAUCGGAGUACGCGCCCGGUGGAUCCUGUCGUCGAGGAACGUAUCUCCCGUCUGUUGCAGCAGAUCAGACAGAACAGCGCCGUUCGCCGUGAAGAUCUGCCACCACCACAACCUCCCGUUCUCCCGCAGAUGACCAAGCAGAAGAAAGACGAGGACGAGAUGGACGAAGAUGAGCGACUGCUGGCCAGCGAAGAAGGCAAGAAACUCAGCAGCAAGGAACGACGCCAGUUGCGCAAUAAGGUCUCUGCUCGUGCGUUCCGCUCCCGGAGAAAGGAGUAUAUCAGUCAGCUGGAAAACGAGGUCGCGGCCAAAACCACCGAGACCAACGAAUUGCGCUUGCAGAACCGUGCCCUUCUUGAAGAGAAUGCACGCCUUACGGAUCUCACCCGCAUGCUUCUAUCGUCUCCUCACUUUUCGGAUUUCCUGAACGAUCUCACCGUGAACGGGUUGCCUCCGCAGCUCCAGGCAUCACCGCGGGUCUCUCAACCACAGCCCCCUCAACCACAACCGGUUGCAUCUCAGGCUCCCGUAGCCCCCAACCCUCACAAGGACGUCAACCCGCACCGCGCAGCCCAAGAUUUCCAGGUCCACCAGAACCUCCAGGUGGGCAUGGCCAUGGUUCCAGAGCCUAGCAUGGGCAUCCAUGGACCUGGCUGGAACUCGGGGAUCGAUAUGGACUUUACCAAUGCUCCUACCGUCUUCGCUGUCUUGGAGGUUCCCGAAGGUCCUGCCAUCGAUAUGGACUUGCUGUCGGGCAAGUCAUCCAACUUUGUUGACUUGGCCCCCGACAGCGCCAAGGAUGAAGUUCCUUGUCUCGAACGGCCCCCGGUCAUGGAGACGGCGCAAGCCGAAUCCAAGACCACCGGUGUUGCUGAUCCCAGUAUUGAGAUUGAUGAGUCGGAUCCUUCCUUUGCUUUAUUCCUUGACGAGGCGCCAGCGACCUCCCAGUCCUCCUCGGAAAUUCCUGACGAUCUCUUUGGUGGGAUCGAUCCAGAAAAGGUGUUUGCUCAUUACGAGCUUGUUGUCGAGGAUGAAUCUGCCGACGUCAGCGCUGCUACAAUGCAUCGUCUUGAGCGCCUGUGCGCCAGCAUGGAAGCCGCUUAUCAACGCGUGUCAAUGAUGACAUCUCACUUGUUAUGA
Molecule: messenger RNA, 1920 nt
Organism: Rasamsonia emersonii CBS 393.64
Lineage: Eukaryota; Fungi; Ascomycota; Eurotiomycetes; Eurotiales; Trichocomaceae
Product: BZIP transcription factor
Exons: 2
Coding region: 1-1920 (639 amino acids)
Biological process (GO): regulation of DNA-templated transcription
Molecular function (GO): DNA-binding transcription factor activity
Source: RefSeq, a predicted model, not a curated record